This is a messenger RNA of Nilaparvata lugens (brown planthopper), 1100 nucleotides long. Its product is annotated as mpv17-like protein 2. The record is from RefSeq and is a predicted model, not a curated record. The transcript has 3 exons. Gene Ontology annotation, cellular component: cytoplasm; membrane. Bases 392 to 934 code for a protein of 180 amino acids. NCBI's taxonomy places the organism in Eukaryota, Metazoa, Arthropoda, Insecta, Hemiptera, Delphacidae. Gene Ontology annotation, biological process: mitochondrial ribosome assembly.
CUGUGAUGUGACAUGUGAUCAGUAGUCGUCUGUUCCUAUCCUUGACAUUAUUUAUUCAAAUUUGGUGUUUUAAAAUAAUUAUUAUUGAGAUAUUUUUUCUCGGUAAUAGUUUAUAAGUUUAGGUGACUACAAAAAUGAUCAAUGAGUAACAUCCUACGUAAUACUAGCCUAAAUAAUCUUGACUUGUAAUAUAAAUUAUUCUCAAGAACAAGAAUGGUAUUCUAAGAGGUUAUGUUGAUUCAAAUUUCGUGAUGCAAUAACAUUGAGAUCAAAAUAAAAUAUUAGCUUAAGUUAUUUAAAAAUUUGAAAGUCAAAAUGGAGACUUUUGGUAAAUUUUUGCUUAGGAUCAAGUUUUAAUAUGUAGGUUGGUUCUCGCUUUGGAACAGGAAAAAUGUACGAGAGAUUUUCAAGUAUUGUCAGAAAAGCAUUUGGCAAAUACCUUGUAGCUACAAAUGUAAUUACAAGUGGUUUGCUAAUGGGAAUCGGUGAUGCGGCUGAGCAGGAAAUUGAAAUACGUAGAAAAAUACAUCCUACGGGGACGUUUGAUUGGACGAGAGUUCGAGAUAUGACCAGCGUUGGUCUUGUGAUUGGUGGUCCCCAACAUUAUAUUUAUGAGUACAUGGACAAAUUUCUACCAGGAACUUCAGGACGGACAGUAGUGAAAAAAAUUGCUCUUGACCAAAGUAUUGUUUCACCAGUAUGCAUAUUCCUAUUCUUUGUCGGGCUGGGCGUCAUGGAAAAAAACAGCAUAACAAAAGGAUUCGAAGAAUUCAAAAAGAAGUUUAUCACGGUUUAUUCGAUUGAUUGGUGUUUUUGGCCACCAGCACAGUACAUCAAUUUCGCCUACAUCCCUUCCAGAUUUCGAGUGAUUUAUGUAAACGUCAUGACUUGCUUCUAUGAUGUAUUCCUGUCUUAUGCGAAAUUCAUCAUCUAAGUCUCUAACAAGCUUUCAGAUUGUUUAAAAGUGUAUUAAAUACACUGAACAAAUUUUGUUCUACUAGUCAAUAGAUUUUAGGUGAUAUAGUACUGGUAAGUACGUUAUUUUUGUCAAUUAUCGUAAAUGUUAUGUUAUCAAAAAUUAUACACUUCAAAAUCUAAUA